AUGUUUCCGCCGUCCCAGGGCCUCAAUCUCGACAUUGAUGCCAUCAGCGGCAUCACCGGCUCAAUCUCCAUCGCAUGUUGGGUCGUGGUGUUCUCGCCACAGAUCAUUGAGAACUUCCGACGUGGUUCGGCGGAGGGACUAUCGGUCGUCUUUAUUGUCGUCUGGCUGCUCGGCGAUGUCUUCAACAUUGUCGGCGCCGUGCUGCAACGGGUGCUGCCCACAAUGAUCAUCCUGGCCAUCUACUACACGCUCGCCGACAUCGUUCUGCUCGCGCAGUGCUUUUACUACAAGGGGUUCACGCUUAAAGAUGAGGUUAGAAAGCCGGAGGACGAUGAUGAGCCACCGAGAGAGCCGUCGGAAACUUCAGCGCUGCUGGGCCAGUCGAGACCUGCCCACAUCAGCGACUUUGAGGGUGGCAGGCGUCGGUCGUCGUUCUCGUCCUUUACCGAGCGGCUGUUCCACGACGGAGAACAUCUUUCGCCUGCGACGCCGUUUGUCGACACACCCGCGCCAGACACUGCGCGACAGGCUCCUCGUUCGGCACUCAAGUCCGUCCUCUUCAAUCUCGUCGCUGUCAUUCUGGUGUGCGCAGCAGGCUUCCUCGGCUGGCUCUUCACGUACCAGCCACCGGAAAACAACACGGCAAACGAGGGGGAGGACAGCAUACAAUUCAAUGUGCUGGGCCAGAUUGGAGGCUACAUCUGCUGUGUCCUAUACCUCGGGUCUCGGGUUCCACAGUUGUACCUGAACUACAAGCGGCAGAGCACAGAGGGCAUAUCCAUGCUCUUUUUCAUUUUCGCCUGUCUUGGCAACUUGACCUACGUCAUCUCUAUCCUGGCUUAUAAGCCUGUCUGCCACGGACACGGCGGACACUGCAGGCCGGGCGAGGCUGGCGAUAUCUACGGACGGUAUUUCCUCGUCAAUCUUAGCUGGUUGCUGGGAAGCUUCGGAACGCUCUUGCUAGAUGCGGGCGUUUUCGUGCAGUAUUUCAUGUACAAGAAAGACGAUUCAGAUGAGGCUGUGGUGUAA
Messenger RNA from Lasiodiplodia theobromae, 1029 nucleotides. Its product is annotated as Pq loop repeat protein. The transcript has 2 exons. The record is from RefSeq and is a predicted model, not a curated record. Gene Ontology annotation, biological process: basic amino acid transmembrane export from vacuole. NCBI's taxonomy places the organism in Eukaryota, Fungi, Ascomycota, Dothideomycetes, Botryosphaeriales, Botryosphaeriaceae. Gene Ontology annotation, cellular component: fungal-type vacuole membrane. Bases 1 to 1029 code for a protein of 342 amino acids.